UAAUGAAAGUAUUGAUUAUCUUAUUGUUAAUCAUUUUAUUUCUUUCGAGUCAUUGUCCGACACAGAGGUUUAUCUUAAGAAACAGUCAGCAAUUGAUUUAUCCGGUUAUGAGACAACUCAGACUUUGGACGUUACCUGUAAUGAGACAUAACAAACACCUCAUCGGAUGGGAUGUCGAGGAAUGUAUUGUUGAGAAUCCCUUUUACGGAUCGGUUGGUCUCGAUUGUUGGCCUUGCGAUCGAGUCUUUAAGGCCUCCGAUUUAACAGAUUUCCCACUUUUGGCCAAAGAGUAUGUCAACAAUGAAAAGCCAUUUAUUAUCAAAGAUAUUAUUAUCAAUGAAAUCACUGCCAAAACAUUAGUUGACACCUACUUAGCAAACCGCGAACCACUUGAGUUCGGAACGACCCGAUUGGUCAGCAAUUGUGACACAAAACAAAUGGAUAGUUUAAAAGAUAUGAUGUCAUUACUGUCCAACUCUUUGAAUGUCAAUAACAAGAGUUUGGACAAUGUAUUUGUCCAGAAGCCUGACAUUCACGUCGAGUGGAAAGUCAAUCGGGUUGAAGCCAUUCGAGUGAUUCGUAAACUAUCGGUUCGACCAAACUUUGUUCCCAACAGUUCCGAAGUGGCUCUUCAGCGCUUUGUUUUCAUAUCUGGUCCAAAAUCACCAAAGUUUUCAAUGCCAAAGACCGAGUUCGCCAAUGUAUGGCUAACACAGGGAUCUGGUUAUCGGCUUAUUGUCCUCAAGCCGUCGCCAAUGUGUGCCAACAAUUGUACCACAUUUUCGGUUAUAUUGAAACCAAAGGAUACCCUGUAUUACAAUUGGCAGUUCUAUAGGCCGGUAGCGAUGCCGGCGACUGUCACCAACUCUAACCAAUUAAGCAUUACUUUUGUCACAUCUUUUUAUUGA
Oppia nitens is the source of this 908-nucleotide messenger RNA. RefSeq lists its product as uncharacterized. Bases 3 to 908 code for a protein of 301 amino acids. The record is from RefSeq and is a predicted model, not a curated record. The transcript has a single exon. NCBI's taxonomy places the organism in Eukaryota, Metazoa, Arthropoda, Arachnida, Sarcoptiformes, Oppiidae.